Paramecium pentaurelia is the source of this 1738-nucleotide messenger RNA. The record is from the annotation of a GenBank genome assembly. Lineage: Eukaryota; Ciliophora; Oligohymenophorea; Peniculida; Parameciidae.
AUGGGAAUAGAUAAUUUGCUCAAUUUUCUGAAACCAGCUUUGGUUGAAAGAUGUAUUACUUAUUAUCGUGGUAAAACUGCAGCAAUUGAUGCCAUGUCUUGGCUUUAUCGAGGGUGUUAUUCUUGUGCUCAUGAAUUAAAUCAAGAUAUCAAAACAAAUGAUUAUCUUUAUUAUGUUUAAAAAAUGGUAAUUAGAAUUGUUCUAAUAAUUAGUUGGUUAUGUUAAGAGAAUAUGAAAUAACUCCAAUAUUAGUAUUUGAUGGUCGAAAUUUAAGAGCUAAAGAGAAGACUGAAUAAAUGAGAAAGCAAAUAAAACAGCAAAAUUUAUUAAAAGCAAAAGAAUUAUCAGAAAGCGGAAAUUAAGAAGAGGCUAAAAAAUACUUUUAAAGAUGUUUAAAAAUACGAAAAUAAAUGAUGUACACUACAUUUGAUGUAUUGAAAGAAUUAGAAGUAUAAUACAUUAUAGCACCAUAUGAGGCUGAUUCUUAGAUUGCCCAUAUGUGUUUAAGUGGAUAGUGUGAUUUUGCAAUAACUGAAGAUGUAAUAAUUAAUUAUAUAUUUCAGAGUGAUUUAAUAUGUUAUUAAUGUCCUUUGAUUGUUUUUAAAUUGUAAAAUAAUGGAGCCUGUUUUGAAUUGGAAUUAUAAAAGUUGAGAGAAUCAAGAUAAAAUAGAGCACAUAUUAAAAGCGAUGAUAUACGAUAAUUUCUAGCUUUUAAGAAUGAAUAAUUGAUUGAUGUUUGUAUUAUGAGUGGAUGUGAUUAUGUCCCAUCUAUUAGAGGUAUGGGUAUAAGAAAAGCUAUUGAUUUUAUGUCUAAAUAUAAUGAUAUUAGUAAUGUAAUUAGUAAAUUGAAAAAGGUUAAAUAAUUUAUUGGUAAGAUACCUGAGGAAUAUGAAAAAAUAGUUAAAGCAACUAGAUUGAUCUUUUAAUUUUAAACAGUAUAUUGUACAAUUAAGAAAUAAUGGAUAUAAUUAAAUUAAGAGAAAUAUGAAGAUUUUAUCUCAAAACUUGAAUAAGAUCAAUUCUUACCUCUUAAUUAGAUUGAAUAAUUAGUGGGUGAAAAAAUCUAAGAAAAUCUGUAAGUUCAAUUUUGUAAUGGUGAUUUGGAUAUCAAGACUUUGAUUUUUAGAGAAAGAAUGAAAAUAGAUUUUAAUUAAUUAUUUAAAAGAAUUGAAAGGAGAUUAGAAAAUUCAAAGCAAUAAAUUGUAGAUAUUGAAGCUAAACAAAGAGUUUAAUAAUUUUUAUAAACUGCAGAUAUUGAUAAUUUACCAGAAUUUGUUGAAAAACCUGCAAAUGUUAUAAGAGAAUAGUAAUUUUUGGCACCAAAACGUACUUAGAUUUAAAAAGAAGAAUUGAAUAUAUUUUAGUUAUGUGAAGAGAUUUUUGAUUAAUAAGAAAAGAAUAAUUAAUAAAAUGUAGAUGAAUUAGAAAUAGUAUAAGGAGAAGAUGAUAAUGAAGAACUCUUUAAAACAAAAUAAAAGUAAGUUUAAAUUAUUUAGAAAAAUGAUGAUGAAGAAAUAAAUUCUAAUGAGAGUUCAUCUGAAUUCUUUAAUCCCUUUUAAAAUAAAUCCAAAAUUAUUAAUACAUAAUGCUUAAGUUAAGUAUAUAUUUAUUGUUAUUAUUAUAGAUAAAAAGCAAACCUACAUAAGAUCAAUCUACUUAAAAAAAAUAAUCAAUAAAAUCUAUAGAAAAAGCACUUAAAUAAACUUAAUCAACUAUAUUUAGUUUUGUGAAAAAGUGA